CAGGUUGGAUAUGAGCCUAUUCCCCCUCAUCGGGUGACAACUUUAUUUGGUAAAACUGUAUAUCGGCUACCAAAUGUAUUGGAAUAUGCUGGACAUAUAAAAGCUGUUGAUGGUUGGUUUGGGCUGUACAGAGGGCUUGGAGCUAGAAUUGCUCAUAACAUAGUAAAUUCAUCCGUUAGAAAUUCCAUUAGUAAUACACUUACUGAACAAGAAAAAGAUAAAAGUAAAGUCAGUGAGAAGUCCUUACAAACAUUUUUAAAGGAGGUGGGGAAUGAGGCUGUUGCAAAAUCAGCAGGUCUAUUCGUUAGUUAUCCGCUUCAAUUAAUUAGUAUUCGAAUGAUGGUUCAGUUUGUUGGUCGAGAAACAGAAUACAGGAGUCUUUUUUCAUCAUUCAAAGAAAUUUACAAAGAAGAAGGAAUAUUAGGAUUCUUUAGUGGGAUAGUUCCGCACCUUUUAGGAGAACUUUUUUUGUUGUGGUUAUGUAAAUCAAUGAAUUUUUGUGUUCAAAAAUAUAUUAUAUCAGAAGAAUAUUCUCAAAUACCCGAAGUUCGGAGUUACACUCAUAGUAUUUCUCAGUACAUUGCCAGCAUAGUCACUUAUCCAUUUACAUUGGUUACCAAUAUAAUGGCUAUCAAUGAUUCAAAACUUGUAGCUGGUAAUCCACCACUAACUCCAAUAUAUCACUCUUGGACUGAUUGCUGGAUUGAUUUGGGUAAAAAGGGCUUACGCAGUCGUGGUUCGACAUUAUUCAGAAGAAAUGUCUCAAUCUAGGAAUGUACAUGGCGAUUUUUAUUAUUAUAUUUUAUGUAAAAUUGGGUGAUUUAAAUUUAAAAUUAAUAUCCCGCUUAUUUUAUCCAAAACUAUUUAUGAGUAUGAGAUUUUUACGUAUUCAGUAUAAAUAUUCCAAUCCUGUUUUUUUUUUAUUAUUAUUACUAAUAUUUCUAAGGACGUAGUAUUUCUUAUAUGUUGUCUUGUUUUGAGAUUAAAAAAAUCCCGGUUUUUAUUGCGUUUAUUUUAUUGCAUUUUAUAUGUUUUUUGAACAAAAACCUUGUAAUUUAUAAUUUAAUUACGGAUUAUUUUUACGUUCUUUUGAUUUUAGUUUUUAGGCGGUUUGAAUUAAAAUGACUUUAAAUUAGCCAUACCUUAACCACGUGUUACCAGGUUUGCCACGUUACUCGUGGGGUUUUAAUAGCUACAAUUUUAUUACAAAUAUAUCAACAUUUUGAAUUGGCAGUUCCAUUUUAUUUUGUUUUUGAUAUUUCACUUAUUCUUAUUAUAGGCAUAAAUAUAAGUUUUACACAAUUAAA
Molecule: messenger RNA, 1307 nt
Organism: Hydra vulgaris (swiftwater hydra)
Lineage: Eukaryota; Metazoa; Cnidaria; Hydrozoa; Anthoathecata; Hydridae
Product: mitochondrial carrier homolog 2
Source: RefSeq, a predicted model, not a curated record